This is a messenger RNA of Diceros bicornis minor, 6473 nucleotides long. RefSeq names its product potassium sodium-activated channel subfamily T member 2 (gene KCNT2). Gene Ontology annotation, cellular component: membrane. The record is from RefSeq and is a predicted model, not a curated record. Gene Ontology annotation, biological process: potassium ion transport. Bases 537 to 3992 code for a protein of 1151 amino acids. Gene Ontology annotation, molecular function: intracellular sodium-activated potassium channel activity. NCBI's taxonomy places the organism in Eukaryota, Metazoa, Chordata, Mammalia, Perissodactyla, Rhinocerotidae. The transcript has 29 exons.
AGCCCACCGGCUCCUGGCGCGGGCCCCGGGCUGUGCCGGGUGCACGCCCGCCCGGGGGAGCUGCAGCGGGAGGCUGCCCUCGGAGGAGGAUCUUCACCUGCCUUUCAGGAAGGUGCUUCCCCAGCACGCCGCGCGCACUCCCACCCCCUCCCCUCUUUCUAGGCAUCGCGCGGCUUUUUUCGGCCAAGUAACUUUUGCAUUCCCGCCUCCCCCAAGUCCUGGGGACCAGAGGCGGUGCCGAGCCUGGGGGCGGUUCCUUGGCAGCGUUGAAUCUUGCCAGAGCCAGACUUUUGCUCCUGGGCUAGCUUUGCAUCAUCCCCAUCACACCCUCAGGAGAAAGGAGCCAGCCCCCUUUCAGCCUCAGCUUCCGGCUCAAAGCAGACCCCCUCCCCCUAUCCCAGGCCCCGUCCCCUUCUCCUGUCCCUCUGUCGGCCACAGCAUUUUAUUAGUCCUCUCCCUCUACUCCGCAAUAUUUUCUUUCUUUCUGCCUCCUCUCCUCCAUUUGUUGUUUUGUGUGUCCCACUCUUUGAGGAAGGAUGGUUGAUUUGGAGAGCGAAGUGCCCCCUCUGCCUCCCAGGUACAGGUUUCGGGAUUUGCUGCUAGGGGACCAAGGAUGGCAAAACGACGACAGGAAAAAACCCAGUUACUUGCAAGCUGUUAUCCAGUCUUUGGCACAUUUGUAUGUAUUGGAGAGCUCUCCACUUCACAAUGAUGGCCAUUUCAAAGUUGGGGUACAAGUUGAAUUCUUUAUGAAUGAAAACACAUUUAAAGAGAGAUUAAAGUUAUUUUUUAUUAAAAACCAGAGAUCAAGUCUAAGAAUACGUCUGUUCAAUUUUUCUCUCAAAUUAUUAAGCUGUUUAUUAUACAUAAUACGAGUGCUUCUAGAAAACCCUUCACAAGGAAAUGAAUGGUCUCAUAUCUUUUGGGUGAACAGAAGUCUACCUUUAUGGGGCUUACAGGUUUCAGUGGCAUUGAUAAGUCUAUUUGAAACAAUACUACUUGGUUAUCUCAGUUAUAAGGGAAACAUCUGGGAACAGAUUUUACGAAUACCCUUCAUCUUGGAAAUAAUUAAUGCCGUUCCCUUCAUUAUCUCAAUAUUCUGGCCUUCCUUAAGGAAUCUAUUUGUUCCGGUCUUUCUAAACUGUUGGCUUGCCAAACACGCCUUGGAAAAUAUGAUUAAUGAUCUACACAGAGCCAUUCAGCGCACACAGUCUGCAAUGUUUAAUCAAGUUUUGAUUUUAAUAUCUACAUUACUAUGCCUUAUCUUCACCUGUAUUUGUGGAAUCCAACAUCUGGAACGAAUAGGAAAGAAGCUGAAUCUCUUUGACUCUCUCUAUUUCUGUAUUGUGACAUUUUCUACCGUGGGCUUUGGCGAUGUCACUCCGGAAACAUGGUCCUCCAAGCUUUUUGUUGUUGCAAUGAUCUGUGUUGCUCUUGUGGUUCUACCUAUACAGUUUGAACAGCUGGCCUAUUUGUGGAUGGAGAGACAAAAGUCGGGUGGAAACUACAGUCGACACAGAGCUCAAACUGAAAAGCACGUUGUCCUGUGUGUCAGCUCACUGAAGAUUGACUUACUUAUGGACUUUUUGAAUGAAUUCUACGCUCAUCCAAGACUACAGGAUUAUUACGUGGUGAUUUUGUGUCCUACUGAAAUGGAUGUGCAAGUUCGAAGGGUACUACAGAUUCCAAUGUGGUCACAAAGAGUUAUCUACCUUCAAGGAUCAGCCCUUAAAGAUCAGGAUCUGUUGAGAGCAAAGAUGGAUGAUGCUGAGGCCUGUUUUAUUCUGAGCAGCCGUUGUGAAGUGGAUAGGACAUCAUCUGACCACCAAACAAUUUUGAGAGCAUGGGCUGUAAAAGAUUUUGCUCCAAAUUGCCCUUUGUAUGUCCAGAUAUUAAAGCCUGAAAAUAAAUUCCAUAUCAAAUUUGCUGAUCAUGUUGUUUGUGAAGAAGAGUUUAAAUACGCCAUGUUAGCUUUAAACUGUAUAUGCCCAGCAACAUCUACACUUAUUACACUACUGGUUCAUACCUCUAGAGGGCAAGAAGGCCAGCAGUCGCCAGAACAAUGGCAGAAGACGUACGGUAGAUGCUCUGGGAACGAAGUGUACCACAUUGUUUUGGAAGAAAGUACAUUUUUUGCUGAAUAUGAAGGAAAGAGUUUUACAUAUGCCUCUUUCCAUGCACACAAAAAGUUUGGUGUCUGCUUGAUUGGUGUUAGGAGGGAGGAAAAUAAAAACAUUUUGCUGAAUCCAGGUCCUCGAUACAUUAUGAAUGCAACAGAUAUAUGUUUUUAUAUUAAUAUUACCAAAGAAGAGAAUUCAGCAUUUAAAAACCAAGACCAGCAGAAAAAAAGCAAUGUAUCAAGGUCAUUUUAUCAUGGACCUUCUAGAUUACCUGUACAUAGCAUUAUUGCCAGCAUGGGUACUGUGGCUAUAGACUUGCAAGACACAAGCUGUAGAUCAGCAAGUGGCCCUACCCUGUCUCUUCCUACAGAGGGAAGCAAAGAAAUCAGAAGACCUAGCAUUGCUCCUGUUUUAGAGGUUGCAGAUACAUCAUCAAUUCAAACAUGUGAUCUUCUAAGUGAUCAAUCGGAAGAUGAAACUACACCAGAUGAAGAAAUUUCCUCAAACUUAGAAUAUGCUAAAGGCUACCCACCUUACUCUCCAUAUAUAGGAAGUUCACCCACUUUUUGUCAUCUCCUUCAUGAAAAAGUGCCAUUUUGCUGCUUAAGACUAGACAAGAGUUGCCAGCAUAACUACUAUGAGGAUGCAAAAGCCUAUGGAUUCAAAAAUAAACUAAUUAUAGUUGCAGCUGAAACAGCUGGAAAUGGAUUGUAUAAUUUUAUUGUUCCUCUCAGGGCAUAUUAUAGACCAAAGAAAGAACUUAAUCCUGUAGUGCUGCUAUUGGAUAACCCCCUAGAUGACCUACUCAGGUGUGGAGUGACUUUUGCUGCCAACAUGGUGGUUGUGGACAAAGAGAGCACCAUGAGUGCCGAGGAGGACUACAUGGCAGAUGCCAAAACGAUUGUGAACGUGCAGACCCUUUUCAGGUUGUUUUCCAGUCUCAGUAUUAUCACAGAGCUUACUCACCCAGCCAACAUGAGAUUCAUGCAAUUCAGAGCCAAAGAUUGUUACUCUCUUGCUCUUUCAAAACUGGAAAAGAAAGAGCGAGAGAGAGGUUCUAACUUGGCCUUUAUGUUUCGACUGCCCUUUGCUGCUGGAAGGGUGUUUAGCAUCAGCAUGUUGGACACGCUUCUCUAUCAGUCAUUUGUGAAAGAUUAUAUGAUUUCUAUCACCAGACUUCUGUUGGGAUUGGACACUACGCCAGGAUCGGGGUUUCUUUGUUCUAUGAAAAUCACUGAGGAUGACUUAUGGAUCAGAACUUAUGCCAGACUGUAUCAGAAGUUGUGUUCUUCUACCGGAGACGUGCCCAUUGGAAUCUACAGGACUGAAUCUCAGAAGCUUACUACAUCUGAGUCUCGAGAAAUAGCGUCGCAAUCUCAAAUAUCUAUCAGUGUGGAAGAAUGGGAAGACACUAAAGACUCCAAAGAGCAAGGUCAUCAUCGGAGCAACCACCGCAACUCGACCUCCAGUGACCAGUCUGACCAUCCCUUGCUGCGGAGAAAGAGCAUGCAGUGGGCCCGAAGGCUGAGCAGAAAAGGUCCCAAACACUCCGGUAAAACAGCUGAGAAAAUCACCCAGCAGCGACUGAACUUCUACAGGAGGUCAGAAAGACAAGAGCUUGCUGAGCUUGUGAAAAAUAGAAUGAAACACUUGGGUCUUUCUACAGUGGGCUAUGAUGAAAUGAAUGAUCAUCAAAGUACCCUCUCCUACAUCCUGAUUAAUCCAUCUCCAGAUACCAGACUGGAGCUGAACGAUGUUGUAUACUUAAUCCGACCAGAUCCACUGGCAUACCUUCCAAACAGUGAACCCAGUCGGAAAAACAGCAUCUGUAACGCCACCACUCAAGACUCUCGGGAAGAAACUCAGCUUUGAUAAAAAGAAAAUAAGAAACUCUUUUUUUUUUUUCCCUACAACGAUCUUGCUUGGAACAACUCUAAAUCUUAGAGAAAAAAAAAAAUGUUGCUGGCAUGUAAUAAACUAGAUUGGAGUAUAUUCAAUUCUCUCAUAUUUUAAAAAAUCUAUUCUCUUAGAAGUGUAGAUUAUUUUGAAAUUUAAAGUACUGCUUAUUGGUACACCUAUUGAUAUAUAAAGACAUCAAUGGAAUGAUUUUGAAAACCCAAAUCAAAACACAAAAAUUUAAAUCUGAUAUUUAAUUGUUUGACAAUAAUCCAAACUGUAUGAAGCCAAUUUUAAAAUGUGUUAAAGUUUUAUGAAAUUAAACUGAAAAUCCAACUGUAUUUGGUGCAUCAUAAUGGACGUAGAUGAUUGUUGCCCCUCUUAAAUACUAAAUGUCAUAUUCAAUUCUUUAAAGUGGCUGUUUUAUAAAAUGGAGCUCAUCAUAAAUGUCUAGUCUUCUCUGCACAGAGAUUAACAAACAAACUUGUGUGGCUGACUUUUGUGUAAGAAUCAUAGUUUGCUUUAGAAUAUAAAUCCUUAAGUCAUUUUAACCUUUUUUGUUGCCUUCUCUUAUGAAACUCUAUCAUAUUCGUUUUAGAGUUUCAGAUGUUCAUAGCAUGUUUGAUUACACUGAAGAAACCAAAACAAACAAAAAGAAAUAUCAAGGACCUGAACUUUCACUAAUUUUAUGUCUGACACACCUUGUAUGCCAAGAAAAGUGUAUUAAAAAGCAAAUAUUUAUUGUUCUCCUAAAAGAACGCCUAACAGAGACAGUACUUAAAACACAUUCAUUGACUUAAAUUUAAUCCAAGUAUUGGAUCAUUAGCUGAAAUAUGCAGUAAUGAUUUUUCAAUAGACUCUUGAGCUUUAAUAUUUUUCAUGUAUCUAUACAGUAUAUUUCAUUAGAAAGAUACUUUAAAAUUCAAAGAAGCAAAAUUAUACUUUUUAUGAAAUACAAAGACAUUUCAAAAUAUGAAAAGUCCUCCUUUAUGCCUUUAGUAUUGAAAUAAUCAUCCACAAAAAAAUGAUAUUUUAAAAAGUUUGAUUUAAUUUUGAAAAAUCAUCUAUAAGAACUAUGUUUUAACAUUGUGAGGAAAAAAAGCAUAUAAUAAAGACAAGUUGCUUUUACUGUUUAAAUUUGACAUAAAUCAUGCAGAAUUUGACAGUUUCAAAUUAAAUAUAAAUUGACCCUUGGUGACACCAAUGGUUUUAUCUGUAUUGAUUUAUUCCACUUCAGAAACAGACUGUAAAGCACAAGAGAAUGGUUUGCCAGGUAGUUGGAAUGUGUUAAGGUAUUCCCAUGAGGGAGACAUUGGUAAACUUAAAAAGAUAUUUUUCUUCUAAUUUUGUAUUUGUUUUUAUUUCUGAACUUGACAUUGAAUUUUAAUUCAACAGAAAAUAAGACAUAUAAGACUACAAAGAGACAUUUUAUCUUUUCUUUUCAUAAGGAAGCAGAUAAAUUGAAAGGAAAAUAGAAGGACUAAAGAAACAUGGAUAAAGAAAGCCUAACGUUCCCCCAAAUAAUUCUGUGGAAAUAAAAAUAUAAACCAUAAAAUGUGAAAUUAUAGAUUAUAGCCAUUGUAUAAUUUGGCUUAGAGAAUAUGAAAUGCCUAUUUGUUGUUGUUGUUUUUUAGUAUUUUACAUUACUCUCAUUUCGGAAUGACAAGAACACCAAGAAUUUCCCCUAAAACAGUGAGAGCCUAUUUUUAAUUUUCUUUAACCAGACAGGGAAGCAGAAUUUAUAACAUGUUACUUAAAAUUGGAAGCAUACCUUAAAACAAAGAUUGUGUGCAUAUAUACAUGUAUAUGUUAUAAACACAGGUGAAAUAUAUUUGACAAACACAUACAUGUAAAUUAUUCAAACUAAAGGCAGAAUUGAACUGAUAUAUGUAAUGGAGAACAAUAAUGAAUUUAAUGAACAUGUUUCAUAUUUGCACAUCAAUAGUCAAGUAUGUUUCUUUGAGUUGCCAUUUCUUUACUCCAUUACAGUUAUUUUCAGGAAUAAAUGUAAGAUAUUACAAAUCUUCUGUUUCCCCACAAGAUGUCCCCACAAGUUUAGUAUUUUUGCAUUAUGACAGGUGGCAAGACUAGGCUUUUAAGCUAGGACAUGAGGAUAUUUCCUGUAAAACUGAAAAUUUUGUUUCAUAAAUUUUACAAUAAUUAUUUUUGAUUAUGAACAUUAGUCCAAAUUUAAUAUUUGACACAAUUCAUAUCAGCUUGCUAUAAUAAUGAUAGUUUAUUAGUCUUUCUGUUACUUAAAGAAUAAAAACAUGCUUAUGAAAGCCUUUUAACAAACUGUUGCCUUUUUAAAAUACUUACACUUGCACAUGAAAAUAAAACAUCAAGUCAAUACUAGUCCUUGUAACCCUAUGGGAAUUGGUUCUGUUUAUUGUCUAUGUACCAUUUUGCUACUGGUUACAUUGAAUUGCUUUAAAAUAAAUAAUAAAAUUAUUUCUG